This is a messenger RNA of Nicotiana attenuata, 1005 nucleotides long. RefSeq names its product GDSL esterase/lipase At2g24560-like. The transcript is spliced from 3 exons. Gene Ontology annotation, molecular function: hydrolase activity, acting on ester bonds. The coding region runs from base 1 to 1005 and encodes 334 amino acids. Lineage: Eukaryota; Viridiplantae; Streptophyta; Magnoliopsida; Solanales; Solanaceae. The record is from RefSeq and is a predicted model, not a curated record.
AUGCCAAACUUUACUUCCAUUUUAAUAUUUGGUGAUUCCACAAUGGAUACAGGGAAUAAUAACUAUAUACUCACUUUAGUCAAAGCAAAUCACUUACCCUAUGGCAAAGAUUAUCCUAACAAUGUCCCAACAGGAAGAUUUUCAAAUGGAAAACUUGUGCCAGACAUGUUAGCUUUCUUACUAAAUCUCAAACAAAAUGGUGUUCCUCCAUAUUUACAGCCAAAUUUAUCAACAAAUGAAUUAUGUACUGGAAUUAAUUUUGCAUCAGCUGGAUCAGGAUAUGAUGAAUUAACCAGUACUAUUACUAGCACAAUUCCAAUAAGUAAACAGUUAGAAUAUUUUGAGGAAUAUUUGGAGAAAAUUAAAGGGGUUGUAGGAGAGACAGAAGCUGAAAAAAUAGUGAAAGGUGCUUUGGUUAUUAUUAGUUGUGGGACAAAUGACUUAGUUUUUAACUUCUAUGAUAUACCUACAAGAAGACUUCAGUUCAGUACUAUUAAUAAGUAUCAAGAUUUUUUGCUAGAAAAGCUGCAAAGUUUUGUCAAGGAACUUUAUGAUCUUGGAUGCCGUAUGAUUGUACUGAAUGGAUUGCCUCCAAUUGGUUGUCUUCCAAUUCAAAUGACUACAAAAUCUCCACUUCUUAGAACUUGUAUAGAGAAUGAGAAUUUUGAUGCUCAACUUUAUAAUCAAAAGCUUAAGCAAUUGUUACCUCAAUUGCAAGCACAACUCCCUGGAAGCACAAUAUUAUAUGCAGACACAUACAAUCCACUAUUAGACCUUAUUAACAAUCCACAACAAUAUGGAUUUGAGGAAACCAAAAGAGGAUGUUGUGGAAGUGGAUUACUUGAAGCUGGACCUUUGUGUACAAGUCUUUCACCAGUGUGUUCAAAUACUUCACAAUACGUAUUUUUUGAUAGUAUUCAUCCAUCUGAAGCAACAUACAAUAAGCUUACUGAGUACUUAGUCAAGGACUUUCUCUCACAACUCUCAACCAUUCGCAGUCCUUGA